Messenger RNA from Trypanosoma rangeli, 2091 nucleotides. RefSeq lists its product as uncharacterized. Bases 1 to 2091 code for a protein of 696 amino acids. The transcript has a single exon. The record is from RefSeq and is a predicted model, not a curated record. Lineage: Eukaryota; Euglenozoa; Kinetoplastea; Trypanosomatida; Trypanosomatidae.
AUGAAGGGGUUGCAGAGGGCUGCACGUCAUGGCACCUACGCGACGCAGUUCUGGACACGGCCCAGUCACCCGCCGCAUCGCUCGCGCCGUGCGAUGUUGACGGCGCACUCAAAAAAAGCCAUUCAGCGUCGUCUGGUUUUACCGCUUGAUGCACAUGACUGGGGGCGCGCCCUCGAAGUGCUCGACGCCAGUUAUGCGACACUCGGGCGUAGCGCGGAGGAUUAUCAACGAGUCAUCCGUGGCAUCGCUCAAGAAACGGCACCGCAGCGGCGUUGGAACGCAUUGCAUACGCUGAACUCAUUGCGGGACAGGGCGUAUAUGGGCGAAAUUGCGUCUAGUAGUGAGUUGUGGGUCUCACUUGUGUGGGCGUAUGCCCGUCUGCGCUAUCCACACGAAGGAUACGAGUGUUUGCUGCAGGGGGAGCGGCGCUUUGAUUUUUCGUCACUCACAAAGCAACAUUUAGGUGAGACUCUCUUGCCACUAUUGGCUGAACACGGCAUGUUGGAUGAGGUUAAGUACGUUGUGGAAAACUUCUUGGGCACAGGUGGGAGCCGUCAUGAUAGGGCGCGCAUCGCAAUUCUUGUGGCAGAGGCCGCCGCUAGAAGUGGCUCCUGGGAGCAUGCCAUUGCGACAGUACAGCCCAGAAUAGACACCUCAGCGACAGGGGCCAAUUCACGUACACUGGCCUCUCUGUUUGUUUCAGAGGAAGCAAACAACGCUCAGGAGGAGGCGCCACAGACAUCGCGGAACAUGUGGCAGCUGUCAACGGAGGCGCUACGGUGCAUGAUGUGCUCUAUGGCAGACGAUGGACGGUGGAGGAUGGCCCUACAAUGCUUACAGGAAUUGCGGCGCCGUUGCGGUAAUGACAAUCUUUGCUUUACCAGUGCCACCUCUGGGAAUAACCAUAGGAGUGGAGGUGCUCAUAGUGGUGUUGCAAGUGAGACAGGAGAGGGAUGUCCGUCACCGCUGCAACAAGAACAACGGCAGAACCAGAAACAUCAGGAAUUGUCACUCUCAGAAAAUGAGUUGCAGCGGCUUCUUAAUUGCUUGGGGAGCCAUCAUCGAUGGGAAGAGGCGACUGCACUAUUUGCAUCACAGUAUUUUUCUGAUAAUUGUACAACAGGCAAUAAAAAAAUGCGGCCUUUGCAUUCCACAACGUUAAAUCUUCUUUUUGCCUCGUUCCCACGAGAGACGAAAGAGUACUGCCUAGUUGCGCCGGAUGACCAGCCUGAGCCACACGCUUCCAGCAUUGACCCUCACUGGAAGGGGAAGGAGACCGUAGCACUGCAGCUUGAUGCGUUACACCACCCACAGCACGUUGUUGAUUUGUUCGAUUGGCUUCUUAGCGAGCGGGAUGACGUUGCUGUUACGGAUUGGGUGAUGGCCGCGGUCGGGCCCUCGUUGGUGCAGCUGGGGGGAUGGGAGAGGGCGCUGCAUUUGCUUCGGCAAACCCCAUCCUUUUCUUCGGCUAAACCACCCGCCUGCACUCUGGAGGCGCACCGACAGGUACGGAAGCGACUUACUGCGCUUCUCUAUUACCUGCAUGGCACCAUCUCGCUGGAGUCACGGUACUACACGAUGUAUCACUUCCCUUUUGCGUUUCCGAAGGAGGCGUUUAGGGAUCUUCCUCCGCCCUCCGAGCUUUUGGGGCGCUUGAAGCAAAGAGGAGAAGAGGAGCAGACACCAUUGAUGACGGCUCCUUUUGCACCCAAGACCACCACGCCACGGCGGUUUGCGUCACAGCGUCUGUCCGCCAUUGUGCAGCACACUGAAAAAUAUGAUGAUGAACUCAGGCGCCGCCUGGCAAUGUUGUACGCUAACCGCGCCAACGCCUUCCGCGAGGACGAUGCGGAGAAGGACCCGCGCCCACUUCCUAAAGGACUACAUGAUACAGCAAACGGGUGGAACUUCUAUGGUCGCGGUGGGGAGAUGGUUUUUGCAAAUCACAAACGGACGGCACACCCUUUUUCGAUGCAUCCAAAAUUGAUGCGAUCAUUAGCGGACCCGUAUCGUGGAUGGAAUCCGAUGCAAAACAGCUGUUGGGCUCAUCGUGAACGUGUAAGAAAGUGGAAUGGCAGUAGCGCAGUCUAA